AUGCAAUUAUACGAUGUUUUUGCCUUCCCUAUCGUGCGUGACCAGCUCAUCGCCAACACAAUCCUCGUUGCACUCGCCACCAUGUUGGUAAUAUUGCGUGGUGUCUCCCGACGAAUUCGGAAAAGCCAUUUAGGAUGGGAUGAUGCAUGCUGCGUCGCAGGGCUAUUUCACACAUAUGGAAUGCUCGCAAUGCAAUACCACUAUGCCCGUGUCGGGAUGCGACACCACAUCACGACUAUUCCCCCAGAUAAUGCCAUACUGAUCGCGAAAAUGCUCAUGGUUUACCAAAUCGUCUACUACAAUGCCAUGCUCCUGGCUAAAUUCUCCUAUCUCGCCUUCUACCUGCGCAUUUUUGUAUCCAGGGAAUUCCGCAUCCUGACGUGGGUCUGCAUGGGCUGUGCAGGCGCGUACUGGACUGGUAGUAUGCUCCAGAUAUUCCUGAUCUGUGCACCCUUCGAGAAGAAUUGGAACCCAACUCUGCCGGGUCAUUGUGCGAGUCAGAAUGUGGCGUUUUCGACGAUUGGUGCCUUUAACCUUCUCACCGAUGUGAUGAUCAUGGCAUUGCCAAUUCGCUUUGUCUGGAAAUUGCAGAUGUCUAUCGCGACUAAGUUGGCGUUGGUUGGAAUCUUCGGAUUGGGUAUAUUUAUUUCCUCCAUCACCAUCAUCCGCAUCCGUGUCCUCACCACGGUCGAUUUCACCGAUCUCUCUUACUCGAUGAUCUGGGCUGCCUUCUGGAGUGUCACGGAGCCUGCUCUUGCCAUUUCCAAUUCCUGCGCGCCCAUGCUCCGGCCAAUUCUCAAGGCCACUUUCCCGUCCUUGUUCUCCAGUGUCCGUGCUGCAUACUCGACACAGCCGUCGACGAAACCCGCCCUGAGUAAGAACAGUACUGCGAAACGGGCGCAUGGCAUAGAUGAGAUGGAUAGUGAAUUUCCACUCACACGAUUGGAUCAAGUACCAGGAUCGGCGGACGGAGGGUCGUUGAAUGAUCAGUCGCAGGAUGAUCGCUCGCACUAUACGUCUUAUCAAACCCCUGGGUCUGUUGUUGGGACAUCUAAAGGGUUGUAA
Molecule: messenger RNA, 1065 nt
Organism: Penicillium egyptiacum
Lineage: Eukaryota; Fungi; Ascomycota; Eurotiomycetes; Eurotiales; Aspergillaceae
Source: the annotation of a GenBank genome assembly